Messenger RNA from Condylostylus longicornis, 5832 nucleotides. RefSeq names its product mitochondrial import inner membrane translocase subunit Tim21. Lineage: Eukaryota; Metazoa; Arthropoda; Insecta; Diptera; Dolichopodidae. The coding region runs from base 163 to 726 and encodes 187 amino acids. Gene Ontology annotation, biological process: protein import into mitochondrial matrix. The record is from RefSeq and is a predicted model, not a curated record. Gene Ontology annotation, cellular component: TIM23 mitochondrial import inner membrane translocase complex. The transcript has 4 exons.
AAACAUUAUAUAUAUAUACAUACAUAUAUACCAUACGCAUGUUUGUAUGAAAGAACUGGGUUUAACAAAUUUUCAAUAGAAAUUUUAAGAUUUUUAAUAACGUCCAAUGUAUCCAAAUUUAUGUAAUAAGAUUUAAUUUGUGCUUUUUGUUAUAUUUAAAAUAUGUCUUUGGUGGUUUUUAAUAAGUUAUUACGCCAGAAUCGCUGUAUAACACAAGCUGUGCAAUUCCGUUUUAGGAAUUGUAUAUACUACUACUUUUCAAGACUGAAUUCGCAUAAAUCGAACACAAGUUUAAAUUCAAACCAUAAACCAAAGAAUGAGGUUUCUGACAAAAUAAAGCCCAUUAAAGAAAGAAUUAAAGAAAAUGCAAAAACUGCUAGCUAUAUUGGAGUGAUAGUACUAGGAUUUGGAGUUACUGGAAUUAUGUUUUACACAAUUUCUAAAGAAUUAUUUUCGUCAAAGAGCCCAAACACCGUGUACAACAAAGCACUUCAACGAGUUAUCAGUGAUAACAGAGUUCAAGAUGCUCUUGGAGUUCCUAUUAAAGGUUAUGGUGAAGAAACUAAACGUCAAAGACGUAACCAUGCUGCUCACAAAGUUUUUAUGAGAAAUGGAAUUGAACAUAUGCGAAUGCAAUUUUACGUUCAGGGAUCAAGACAAAAAGCAACAGUACACUUAGAAGUAAAGGAGAUUUCAAUGUUAUUUCCCCGGUGGGUUGUAGAGUAGAAAUACCCACAACGGGAGAGUAGAAAUACCAAAGAUGGUCUUUCAACGGAUGGGUCUCUGAUUCAAACCGCGGACAGAUUACCAUAAAUAUAAAGUAACAAAUUAGUACACAAAUAAUAUUCAUAUAUUCAUAAUAUUCGGCAUUAAGAACUAAGAAAAAUAAACAAUAAAUAUUAAUAACUUUAAAUAUUUACUAUAAGGAAAAAUAAAGCUACACCUCGGCUAGUCACCUACCUCGUUAAAACUGGGAAAUGAUUAUCUAUGAUAUCAUAGAUAUGAUAGCAUAGGACUUGUUCUCGGGGAGAAGAAAAAAAAAAAUAGACAAUUAACUAAAGCUAUUAAUUAAGCCAAAUUGGAAUGGCAAUCUUUUGAAAAUAAAUUUUCGAGACCAAUGAAAGUAAUUGCCAAAAAUCUACAUCCAUCAUGUGAUCCACAGGAUAUUAAGUGUGAACUUAUCCAAAUGAGACUCAAAUGCGUAGAUGUCAUAAAUAAAAUUUAAAAAAUAAAAGAAAAUGACGAGGAUACUAUUAAAAAGUUGCCUCUUUUUAUGUUGUCCUUCGAUUAUAUCUAAGACAUAAAUAAAAUAUAUAAAAUAGAUUAUAUAUAGCACAUAUAGAAUAUCCCGCAAUGUAAGAGAUGUCAGAGAUUCGAACAUACCUAAAUAUUUUGCCAAAGAGGAGCUAAAUUUGCUAAAUGUUUAAGGAAAACUGUCCGCGAAUUAGAAUGCUGCUAUCGUAAUAUUGAAAGUCCGACUUAUUAGUUUGCUUAUGUCAACAGAUUCCGAAUCUUUUUGACUUUUGAUAUUUAAGGCAUUUUAUCAAAUGUUUAAAAUUUGGGAUAUAGCUUUAAUUUGACUUUCGAUCACUUUGUUGUCAUGUUACUCUUGGUGAGGAAGUAGCUGACAUACGGAACGGACCUAUCUAAGUCAACAGAACCACAGAUUGGGUAGGCUUCAUGCAAUUAUUAGAAAUAUACAUUCUCUAAUACUUUGUGUAUUAGAGAAUGUAUAUUUUCAACUAACAAGUUCGCUAGGCAAUAAAGUCGUUUAAAUUGAAUAGGGCUCCAGAUUUUAAGCUCAUUACUGCUGAAAUAAUAAGAGAACUACCGAGAAGGGCAUCGACAUUUUUAAAAAAAGUGAUAAAUGCAGCAGUUAAUCUAAGGUAUGUUCCUAGUCCUUGGAAAGUAGCGGAAGUCAUGAUGAUAAGAUAAUCGGAAACCCUUAAAUAUUCCAAAGUCAUAAGUUGUUAACAAGGCUAAUGCUGAUAAUAGAGAAUAUGGAAUUAAUUUAAAACCAUCAGUUUGAUUUUAGAGCGAAGCAUGCAACAAUUGACUAACUACACAGAAUGAAAAAUGCUGUGAAAAAGGCGUCAGAAGAAAUAUGUUCGAAGAUGGGCGUCUACCAAAAUUACAAAAUUUUUACGCAGAAUGUGCAAUCUACUUUUUGUUAAACAUUUUGGUAAACAAUACGGAAAAAAAGUGGUCUGGAAAUAUUCCAAAAAAAUAUAGGAUUCAAAAUUUAGGAACGAUUUCAAAUUUUUUUUAAAAGGAAUCUAAAAAAAAUAUUUAGAUUCCUAAUUUUUGCACUCACUAACAUAUGUUCCUAAAAUGAAAGUGAACUCGCAUAACGGUUUUGAGUACUAUUACUUUAGCAUUAUUUCUUUUUCGCUGUAGGACGGGUUUCCAUUAUUUUUGGGACAUCUUUCACUCUGCUUGUCGUUUUAUAACAAUUUUUUUUUGGAAUCUGUUACAAUUUUUUGUUGCAACAAAGUCCAUUAUUUUCCGCACUCAAUUCUAAAGACUUGGGGAUAAUGUACCAAAAACACAUGUUUUUUAUUGGUUACAAAUCCAAAAAUUGUUUUGGAUAUAAUACUAUGUCAAUUUGUUGUGAAUAAUAAUUUUUUUGGACAAAAUGCUUUUUAUUUUAGAAAGUAAAAUUAAUACCAUUUGUCUCAUUUUCUUAUUUUUUCUCCUUUUUUUUUUAAUCACAUUUCAAACAUAUUUUGAAACUCGCUACUUAAACUUUAGGGGCAGGUACUAAUUGUAGCUUUUUUCUUUAAAUAGUAAAAAGUAAAUGAGUGACGCGAUUAGUAUGAGAAUCAAACCCAAAAUUAAACAUUUUAUAAAUUGUCAAUUUUUUUGAUUAUUUCUUACUAUACCCUAUUUUUGUAAAUUGGGCUCUUUUUAUACCCGAACGAACGUAUGUUCGAAGGGUAUACUAAAUUUGCUUUACCGUUUGUAACGCUAAGAAAUAACGAUGUUAGAUAUAGACUCAAGUGUAUGUUUUUGAUCAGCGUCAAAUUCUGAGUUGAUUUAGCUUUGUCUGUCCGUCCGUCCGUCCGUCCGUCCGAACGAUAACUCAAAAACUAAUUGAACUAAGUUCACCAAAUUUUCACAAAUGAUUUAUCGUAGUAAGUGCCAGAACCCUAUUUAAAUUGGACAUGAUCGGGGUACCGGUUCGGGUAGCUGCCAUACAACUUCAAAAUUUAUUUGGCUAUAUCUCAGAAACUAUAAAAGUUAUGGUAUUGAAAUUUCACACAAACAAAUAUAUUAGUGGGGCCAAUGUGUCACAUAAAAGUCGUUGAAAUUACUUGGCUCCUUCUGGUACCUGCCAUACAACUUUAAAAGUUAUUUGGCUAUAUCUCAGAAACUAUAAAAGCUUUGAUAUUGAGAUUUCACACAAGUGAAUAUAUUAGUAGGGCCGAUGUGUCUCGUAAAAAUCGUUGAAAUUACUUGGCUCCUUCUGGUACCUGCCAUACAACUUCAAAAGUUAUUUGACUAUAUUUGAGAAACUAUUAAAGCUAUGGUAUUGAAAUUUCACACAAACGAAUAUAUUAGUAGGGCCAAUGUGUCUCAUAAAAGUCGUUGAAAUUACUUGGCUCCUUCUGGUACCUGCCAUACAACUUCAAAAGUUAUUUGACUAUAUCUCAGAAACUAUAAAAGCUGUGAUAUUGAGAUUUCACACAAGUGAAUAUAUUAGUAGGGAAGAUGUGCUUGAUAAAAUUCGCUAAAAUUUCUUGGCUCUUUUUGGUAGCUGCCAUACAACAUCAAUAGUAGUUUGGCACAACCAGUAUUUUGAAUAACACAUAGUACUGAAAUUUUGCAUAAAUUAAUAUGGUAAUACGGCAACUUAAAGUCAUAGCCUGCGCCAUAGUUAGUUAUGGCACAUUAGUUAUUCGCACAUAGGAUAACAAAUUCGUACGGGUAUCACAGAGUUGACAAGGUCAACUCUAUUUUUUUUCUCGUUUAGUUUAGUAAUUAACGAUGUAAAGUUUAUGUAUCCACUUAAAAAGUGAAAUUUAUUUACCUAUAAUGCCUUAAAAGGAAUAACCUGUAAUGUCUGAGCGAAUUAACGUCAAUUUAAUUUAUAAAAUAUAAACCAGCAAUAUAAAUAAAAUGAACUUCUAAGUUAUUUUAUUCUUUUUUACAAAAUUUUGCAAAAUUUACUAGCUUUUAUUCCUUGAAUUUUCGUAUUCUUAACCAAAAAUAUGGGUAUUCUUUCCCACAAUAUUGGCAAAACAACGGCGACGCUUUAAAAAAAGAAAUAAGAAAACGUACCGAAGAUUUCCAAACUCCUCGUAGAAGUUUCUUGCCUUUUGUCAUAGGUUGCGUAGGUGGAUGUAAGUGCUCCAAACAAAGACACCAGUUAUUUCAAUAGAAAAAAAUUUCACUCAGUUCUUCUGCAAAUAAAAAAUAUUUCUUUACGUUAGUUAUAAUAUGAAACUAGUCCUAGCAAGUACUAUUCCUGUAGUUUUGAAAUUGUGUUCCAUUCUGUGCGUGAGAUAAUUAUGCGUAAUUAAGCAAAUAAUUAGUUGCUUUGACAUCUAAUAUCUUUUGUUUAAUUUAUUUCAGAACCUUGCUUUGAGUUAUGUCGCAUAAAAUUGUAAAAUACCUUUGACAAUAAGCACUUUAAGCGAUCAAUUACUGCUUACGCAAAAAAUAAUUCGCUACUAAAAUUCAUGCACAUAUGUAUUUGGAUUUACAGGCGAAUAAAACGCGUGAAUGUGUAAUCAGUUAACACUAAAACUAACUACCAUAAUGCGUAUGGCAAAACGAUUUCUAUGCAAAAAGUCUCAGGUUCGAACCCUGUAAAAUGCGAUUUGUUGGUUUUGAUUGAAAAAAAAUUUGUCAGAUAAACUUUUUUUUUAAGGAUAAUUUUAUUUUUUUUUUGUUUUUAUUUAAAAUGAAAUUAAAAAAGCUUUACCCUUACAAAUCAAUGUCAGUGAGUUUCCGUUCUAAAUAUUUUUUUGAAAAUACCCUAUUUGUAAGAAGUUUAAUGCAAUAGAAUAACAUUUUCUUAUAAAAUUUUAUCCUAAAAAUAUAUUGUCAAGAAAUUUAAUGCACACUGAUUUUUUGCUUACUAAUACAUUUUGCAGCAGAUCGCGAAAAGAAUGCAUAACUAAAAGCGUGCGUACAUAUUUAUUAUAAAACAAUGUAGAUUUAAUUAAAUCUUUACAAUUUUCUUAAGAAAGUGUUCACUUUUUGUUAUAACUCACACUUCGAAAUAUGAAUUUACAACAAUAUUUAUACUACCAAAAUUAAUAAAAAAUUUACCACUACAGGAUGUAGGACCAUUUUGUAAUAAGCGGUCACAAAGCAUCUUGGGAGGUGGGUGGAACUCUUGCUUUUUCUGGGAUCCUAUAGGCAAAGCCCUAUCUAAUGCCUUUUGUCCUAUGUCUCUAGCCCUUCUAGAAGUACCCGUACUUUUUGACACCUGAGAAGUAGCUAUAUAUAUAUAUAUAAUAUAAAAUUUUUAGGGUACAUAUGAGAGCUUCUUAAAAUUAAACUAGGAGAAAAAUUAAGAGAAAGAACUUUUGUAUUUUGAGACUCAACAUAUCCCCUAGAAAAGUAUCUCAUCGUUCCAUACCGUGAAAAUAAAUUUUUAACUGAAGAUCAAAAGAAAUUUAAUUUUAUUCAUAGCUCUGCUUGAUGAUGCAUAGACCAAGCUUUUGGCAAGUUAAAAGGAAUGUUUAGAAUAUUAAAGUAUAUAAAUAUUAAUAAUAUCAGGUACAUAAAAUGUACUGUAAUUUCAUGUAUAGCUCUUCACAAUUUUAUAUUACAAAAUGGAAAGGAUAGUAGUUUUGAUCAAGCAUACUGGAAAGUGAAGAC